Molecule: messenger RNA, 2368 nt
Organism: Exophiala xenobiotica
Lineage: Eukaryota; Fungi; Ascomycota; Eurotiomycetes; Chaetothyriales; Herpotrichiellaceae
Exons: 2
Coding region: 320-2098 (592 amino acids)
Biological process (GO): transmembrane transport
Cellular component (GO): membrane
Molecular function (GO): transmembrane transporter activity
Source: RefSeq, a predicted model, not a curated record
AUCAACUUGGAUGUACAUAUCGUCCGGCACGCUCCUCAGCCGUCCCCCGUCCAUUCUCAUUGUCCAUUUUCCACCCUUGGUACAUGCAUGGAUUACGUCAAGACACCGCGACGGUUCACAACUCCCAGAUCAGUAUUAUCAAUCAAUUGUUCUGCCUGCAGAGUAACUGGCAAUUGUCCUCGCCCUAGCUCGAUAUCCAUAUCUCCUUCAUCGCACAGAUGCGGUAGACCGGCUGUCCUUCGAAGCUACCCUACCCCAUCGGGGCUUCAAACGCGUCUCGAGACGAGCCCGGUAGUUGCACGUCUCCACGACCAGCAAGAUGGACCCUGAAGAAGCAUUCGCAGAGGAAGCUCAAGAGGAGGCACGCCUGUCCGACAAUAGCACCCUUGAUGCGGGCAUCGAGACACACUUCCACGUCCGGGAUGACGACGACGACGACGAAACUGCGUUCGACAACGAGAGCAGCCCAUUGAUGAGCCCUCGCCGACGGCGCACUACUCGGAAAAUACCCUACAGUCGGGCGACGUCAAGCUACGAGCGAGCCAUCAACGAGCCCUGGACCGGUGCACAGGGCUCCCACUCCCAGCCGUGGUACAAGACACCGUCCAUAUUCUGGCUCCUCCCUGCCUUCUUCCCGUUCUGCAUCGCCUUCGGCGGCAUCAUCGUACCCAAGACGUACCUUGUCCUCAACCUCAUCUGUGAAGACUACCUGUCCGAACGGGCCCGCAAGGACCCAACCUUCCACUUCCUCCCUGUCGUCCUGGACGCUGAGAACCCGCAAUGCCGCGACCCUCAUGUCCAAUCCCGCGUCGCAACCUUCAACCUCGAAGCGAACCUCCUCACUGGCAUCUUCUCCGCCAUAAUUUCUCCCCACCUAGGUUCCCUCUCCGACCGGCGCGGCCGCAAAACUGUCCUCGUAUGCGCAUCAUUCGGCGGCAUCCUUGCUGAAAUCAUCACCAUCAUCGUGGGCCAGAACCCAGACACGGUUUCCGUCUAUUGGCUUCUCCUGGGUAGCCUGCUCGACGGCCUUUCGGGUUCGUUCACCACAGCUAUGGCCAUCGCAUUCGCGUACGCGAGCGACUGCUCCUCGCCCGAACGAAGGAAUGUCGCGUUCGGAUACUUCCAUGGCACACUUUUCGCAGGAAUCGCCCUUGGCCCGAUCCUCGCAGCCUAUCUGAUCAAAGUGACCGGCACCGUCAUGGUGACUUUCUAUGUCGCGCUAGCAUGCCAUUUCUUUUAUAUCGUGUUCGUCACACUUUUCGUGCCCGAAUCACUCUCCAAAGAACGACAAUUGCUAGCCCGCGAGAAACGUCGUGUCAAACAUGCCAGCGCACCUAAGAAGGACCUGGCAACGAAAAUCAGAAACUAUAACCUCUUUAAGCCCCUCUGGGUCCUCUGGCCCACGGGUGAAGGAUCGUCUCCGAAACUGCGCCAAAACCUCUUCGUCCUCGCCGCCAUCGACACGAUGAUGUUCGGCGUCGCCAUGGGCACCAUGCAAAUCAUCAUCAUAUACGCCGAGUACCGUUUCGGUUGGUCCGCGGUCGACUCGUCGAUGUUUCUCUCUGCGGUGAAUGUCUGCCGCGUGCUGGGUCUCGUUUUGCUGCUCCCACUUCUGACACGCAUUUUCCGCGGCCCAGCUGUGUCUCAGUCGGCUGGCCACAAGGGAGCGGAUAUGCUCGACAUCAAUAUCAUCCGGGGGACCAUCCUGUUCGAUCUACUAGGGUACAUUGGCUACGCGCUCACCCCGAGUGGUACCAUCAUGGUUGUGUCCGGGAUGAUUGCGUCCUUAGGUGGGAUCGGAAGUCCUACUUUGCAGAGUGCCUUGACCAAGCAUAUCCCCGCCGACCGAACGGGGCAAGUCCUGGGUGCGAGCGGGCUGUUGCAUGCGCUGGCCCGGGUCGUCGCACCAACAAUUUUCAAUUUGAUCUACCGUCAGACUGUGGGCAUAUACGCGGGGAUCGUGUUUUUGUGUCUUGCAAGUAUUUUUGUGAUCGUUUUCGUGCUGAGCUGGUUUCUUAGACCGAAUGUAUAUCUGCAUGAAGGGUCGAGGGUUGAUCUUGACGAGGGUGCAGACGAGCAUGACGAGCGACAUGCAUGAGAUACGGGUGUGUAGGACAAUGUACGAUGGUCCGUGGAUGGUUGUAUAUCCUUUUGCUGCUGUCAGCUAUUUGUGCGUUGGUCGACGUUUGGACUCCGUAUAGCGACUGGGAUAGAAUUUUGCAGCGAUAUUUGGAUGUUGAGGGUCUUGGUCCGACAAACUUGAUGUGUAUUAUGAGCGUGCCAUCCAGGAAUGGGUAUCUAAGGUAAACAAAUGCUUGAGAUCAUUCUCGUAUACUAUCACAAUUUGAAUGCAUCUAUUCCAUAUAAA